Messenger RNA from Punica granatum (pomegranate), 1363 nucleotides. NCBI's taxonomy places the organism in Eukaryota, Viridiplantae, Streptophyta, Magnoliopsida, Myrtales, Lythraceae. The record is from RefSeq and is a predicted model, not a curated record.
CGCACAGAUACAACUCAUAAAAGGACGGAUUCAAGGCACCAGAGGAGUUCAGUUCACUCUCUUUCAAAGCUUUGAAGGCAGCCAUGAAAGCUAUGUUGCUGAGAACCGGCUCGGUCGCGGCUCAGUCGCCAGUGGUCCCCACCUCGGCUGUGGCUCUGUCUCGACAGGAAUCUCUGACCGGUGUCUUCUCCGGGGGGAGGACCGCCGCCGGCGGUUCUCCGAGAAUCACCCUGCACCUAGAGGUGAACCGCCGGACCGGAGGAAUCCGGAGGUCUCUGUCGGAUACCGACGUGGUCAAGUCGGUCGGCAGGUUGGCCAGCGCCCGAUCGAUGUCUUUCCCGUCGAUGGUGCCGGAGGAUAUGCGCGUUGACCCGGGGGACGAGUCUACGUGUUUGACUCUGGAGAGGAACUUCGAUGAAAUGUGGACGAAGAGCGGAACUCUGGGGGACGAGUUGGGGUUCUUCGGUGGCGGAUUCGAAAAGGGAAGUAACUCCGGCGGAAAUGACGGCGAUCGCGGCUCCGGCGGUGGAUUUGGCGGGAGGAGGGAUGGAAUGGGCGAGUACUAUCGGGAGAUGCUGAAGUCAAACCCCGGGGAUCCUCUGUUGCUCAGAAACUACGGCAAGUACCUGCACGAGGUGGAGAGAGACUAUGAGAGAGCGGAGGAGUGCUACGGGAGAGCGAUACUCGCGAGCCCGGGAGACGGAGAAGUGCUGUCGCUAUACGGGAAGUUGAUCUGGGAUUCGCAGAGAGAUGAACGGAGAGCUCGAUCGUACUUCGAUCAAGCCGUUCAAGCUUCACCAGAGGACUGUACGGUGCUGGGAUCAUACGCGCACUUCAUGUGGGAAGCGGACGAGGACGAAGAUGAAGAGGAGCAAGAGGUUGGAGGCAACCGAGUCGAGGCUUCUCCGGCGAUGGUUGCUGCGGCUUUUUAAGUCGGGUUCCGAGGACUAGAGCUAUGUAUAGAGCUGUGAGAUUACUGACAUGGACAUGAAUCUGCGGGAGUUGAAUAAAGGAAGUAAGAAAUGCUGGAAGUAAUCAGAUUGUAUUAGACGCAAGGGAUCUGAUCUGUUUUCUUAAUGGCAGUGUGGAAUGAAACAAGGAUGUAGAUGUCGUACUCGAAUAACGGCGAUGAAGAUGAAGUCCGAUAAUGAAUUACGCGCCGAAUCAAUCAAAAUAGUUAAUGUAAGCGGACAACGGGGCAACGUUUUUUUACGACCAACCUAUGUCGGUACUAAUGUUUCAUAGCUACGUGAGAGGAUGAUUCUGUACUAUAGUUGGCAAUGUGACUAUUAACGAUGACAACAUUUAUCGUUUACCUUUGGUUCACAUCUUCCCUUUUAAUGGAUAUAUUGUGAUCUGCUAA